AUGGUAUCUACGUUUAGUAAUAGUGCACGACUGUUUCGUUGUUUAUUCAGUUCUGAAUUUCGACAAUGUUCGUAUUUGGCAACAAUAACAACGUCUCAAAUAAGAAAUUAUGAUCCAACAUUAGGAGGUAUCAUAUUUUCUAAUUUUACUUUAUCAACUAAUAAGUCAGUUAAUUAUCCAAACGAUACAUUUAAAAGAAAUAACAUAUUACCAAGAAUUCUACCAUCAUUACCAACGACUAAUUAUACAUUGCCAGCGUCUUCUUCUUUACGUGACGCUAUAUUAGAUAUGAAUAUAUUGAAUUAUUAUGAUUGUCCAUCAUCUAAAACUGAUUUGUUAAUAAAAUGUGCAUGGACAACAACAGAUUAUCGUUAUAAACGACAACGUCGUGUUCGACGACAUCCAUCAAAAUUAAUAAAUGCAAUGAAAUAUCGUGCACGACGAAUGCGUUUACAUCAUAAAAAAAAAUGGUUAAAAAAACAUAAAUAUGCUUUAUUAAAACGUUUAAGAGAAAAGAUAAAACGUCGUGGUAAAUUAUUUGAAAUGGAAAAUGCCAUUAUUCUCGGUAAAGCAGAACAAUUUAAUCCCGAAUUAUAUGUUAAACGUGAAUUAGAAAAGGCAAAAUUUUAUGGCUAUCGGGUAUCACCAGUAUACGAUGAAUUAAGAGAAAAAAUUAACAAUAUCAAAAUUGAAAAUUGA
Didymodactylos carnosus is the source of this 699-nucleotide messenger RNA. The record is from the annotation of a GenBank genome assembly. Lineage: Eukaryota; Metazoa; Rotifera; Eurotatoria; Philodinida; Philodinidae.